Molecule: messenger RNA, 1054 nt
Organism: Vigna radiata var. radiata (mung bean)
Lineage: Eukaryota; Viridiplantae; Streptophyta; Magnoliopsida; Fabales; Fabaceae
Product: glucose--fructose oxidoreductase-like
Exons: 5
Coding region: 108-449 (113 amino acids)
Biological process (GO): NADPH regeneration
Cellular component (GO): cytoplasm
Molecular function (GO): oxidoreductase activity; nucleotide binding
Source: RefSeq, a predicted model, not a curated record
GUUGACAGGGACGUUGAUAGUGAACAGCUCAUUGGAAAAGCCAUACAUGUAAAAGAUAUCCUUUUAAGACUAGCAGAAACAGUGAGAAGAAAAAGAGGAAGCAAGUUAUGGCGACUAAGGUUCCUCAGAUCGCUAUUCUGGGAGCUGGUCUUUUUGUGAAGACUGUUUACAUUCCGAAACUCGCCGAGAUCUCUCAUCUCUUCCAUCUCAAAGCCAUUUGGAGCCGUACUCAGGAAUCUGCUACGGCGGCCGUAGAAAUAGCCAGUGAGCAUUUCGCCGGCGUGGAGUGUAAAUGGGGAGAUAGCGGUAUUGAAGAGAUCAUCCAAGACGGAUCCAUUGAUGCAGUUGCUAUCGUAUUGGCUGGACAAAAUCAGGUUGACUUUUCACUGAGGCUGCUAAAGGCUGGUAAACAUGUUCUUCAAGAGAAACCUGCAGCAUCAGGUAAGUAGUGUUUUGCUAUGGUAAUUAUAUACUUCUAUUUACAUUAAAUUGUAUAAGAAUUGAAUUGAAUUGGAAAAAUAGUUUCUAUGAGCUAAAACUGAAAAACUGACUAAACUGUAUUUAUUAUCUAACUGAACUGUUUCUCAUAUACGAUCUCAACAUUUUCUUUAUGAACUCUACUUAGAAUAUACUGUGGACAUUGAAUUAAGUUUAAAAAUAAAAGUGUUGUGUGAGAGAGAAGUACUUUUGAUGGAUAUAAGCAAGGAGAGUGAAAUGAGAUUUCCAAAAUCAUAGAAGACAAUUUGGUUGACAUCUGACUAUUUUCACUAAGAAAGGUAAUAUUGGUACAAAUUUUCAUCUUUAAACUGCCAACAGUUCAGUUCAGCAGUGCACUGAAAUACUCUUUUUGCAAUUUAGUUUUUCUGAACUAAACUUCCAGCAUACUUUAGCUUUUACAAAAAGCAUUUUAGUUUUUCUUUCUAAAAUGAAUUCAUUGCAGUUCUUGAAGGUUUAACUCUAUUUUUAUGCACCUCUCUAUCUCCAUACACACGAACACUUUAGGUUGUUUUUUCUUUUCCUCUUUUAUUAUUACUGGUUUAAAACCCGUGCAUGG